CCACCCCCCCCCCCCCCCCCACCCCAGCAUCCGGAGUUCCCGACCGCGCCGUUCCGCUGCGGUCGAGAGCCGACCCCCGCUCCAGGAGUAAGCCUUAUCCUUGAUCAACAUGUCGAGGGAAGAGAAUGUUUACAUGGCCAAGCUGGCAGAGCAGGCCGAAAGGUACGAGGAGAUGGUUGAAUACAUGGAGAAGGUGGCCAAGACCGUAGAUGUUGAAGAGCUCACUGUUGAGGAGCGUAACCUCCUGUCUGUUGCAUACAAGAAUGUGAUUGGGGCUCGCCGUGCUUCAUGGCGCAUUGUCUCAUCCAUUGAACAGAAAGAGGAGUCCCGCAAGAAUGAGGAGCAUGUUUCUCUGAUAAAGGAAUACCGUGGCAAGAUUGAGGCUGAGCUGAGCAAUAUCUGUGAUGGCAUCCUGAAGCUGCUUGACUCACACCUUGUGCCUUCUUCUAGUGCUGCUGAGUCAAAGGUCUUCUACCUCAAGAUGAAGGGUGACUACCACAGGUAUCUUGCUGAGUUUAAGACUGGCGCUGAGAGGAAGGAAUCUGCCGAGAGCACAAUGGUGGCCUACAAGGCUGCUCAGGAUAUUGCUCUGGCUGAGCUGGCACCUACCCAUCCGAUAAGGCUUGGACUAGCUCUUAACUUCUCGGUGUUCUAUUACGAGAUUCUGAACUCCCCAGACAAAGCUUGCAACCUCGCAAAGCAGGCAUUUGAUGAGGCUAUCUCUGAGUUGGACACCCUUGGGGAGGAGUCAUACAAAGACAGCACUCUGAUCAUGCAGCUCCUGAGGGACAACUUGACCCUUUGGACCUCCGACCUCACGGAGGAUGGUGCUGAGGAGGGCAAAGAAGCCCCGAAAGGCGAUGCUGGCGAGGGACAGUAACCCUUAGAUGUCCUGUGCUGUCAAAGUUGUGCGCUGCGCCAUUAUUGUAGCUGCUAUCGUCUACCCCGCUCGCUUCUUUUCCUAUAGUAGGCUGGUAGAGGUCGAAUUAGUUCUCAUUGCUUUGCAUUGCCGCUAGUUGGCACUAGGCCCAUGUGGACUGGUAUUGUUCUCCUGGAUUUGACAAGCAUGUGUGUGGUCGGUCUAGCGUUUUAUUGAGCAAUAUUGAAGUUGUCGUUUUUCAUCUAGUUGUUGCAA
Molecule: messenger RNA, 1135 nt
Organism: Setaria italica (foxtail millet)
Lineage: Eukaryota; Viridiplantae; Streptophyta; Magnoliopsida; Poales; Poaceae
Product: 14-3-3-like protein GF14-C
Exons: 6
Coding region: 110-880 (256 amino acids)
Biological process (GO): signal transduction
Cellular component (GO): cytoplasm
Source: RefSeq, a predicted model, not a curated record